This is a messenger RNA of Protobothrops mucrosquamatus (brown spotted pit viper), 1463 nucleotides long. It is a transcript of the gene PTMS, whose product is annotated as parathymosin. NCBI's taxonomy places the organism in Eukaryota, Metazoa, Chordata, Lepidosauria, Squamata, Viperidae. The record is from RefSeq and is a predicted model, not a curated record. The coding region runs from base 132 to 512 and encodes 126 amino acids. The transcript has 5 exons.
UGCUGGCACUGCCUCGUCGCGGGAGAGAAGGAUUUUGUUCCUGGCGCUUGGGAGCAGAGCGGCAGCAGCUGGCAGGUCCCUGCUUCGAAGCUGCAUCUCGUCUGCCUCGCCUCAUUCUCGCCGCUGCCAGGAUGUCAGAGAAGUCCGCCGACGAGGCUCCGGUGGAGCUCGGUGCCAAGGAGCUGAAAGAGAAGAAGGAAAAGCAUGAGGAGAAGUCCGCACGCAAAGACAAGAAAGAGAUUGACAAGAAAGAGAUCGACAAGAAAGAGAUCGACAAGAAAGAGAUCGACAAGAAAGAGAUCAUAGAGGAUGAUGAAAAUGGGGCUGAGGAAGAGGAAGAUGACGAAGAUGCAAAUCCUGAGGAUGUAGAUGAUGAAGAUGAAGAAGACGAAGAUGAUGAGAAUGAGCGGGAACCGGAUACACAUGCAGUAAAACGAUCUGCAGAAAAGAAGCAGGAAGAGGAUGAAGUUGACCCAAAAAGAAAGAAGACAGAAAAUGGCUCUUCAGCUUGAUCCUCUUGGCUCCAUCUGCAUCCUCUUCUCCACUGUCCAACUAUCCGCACACCUUCGUUCCUCUGUCUGUGCAGGCAGCCUCUGUAGUGCUGUGGCUGUAGAUGAGGAAGAAGAGGAGUUCAAUGUGCUUUCUGUCAAGAGGAAGCUGAAGGAAGCUCUUCUCCAGCUCCCAAGAUCUGUUUCCAUAUUACAGUGCUCUCUACAGUUUCAUUACCCUUCACCCUCCAUUCAGAUAGCUCCAGUCUUUAGAAACAUUGCUUCCUCCGAUCUCUUCCCAGAACACCUUCACAAUUGCUGCCUGAGAUCCUCACGCCUCCUCGGCUUUCAACACCUCCUUGCAAACUCCUCCCUGCUUCUGUCCAGCACUUCACCUCCCCCCCUCCCCGUUCCUCUUGGCCCCUUCCACAACCUUGUGGAGUUUCUAUGGUGCUGAAAGGGUUAAAUCACAUUUGGCACACAGGAAGUCCAGGGCCAGGGAAACUUGCCAUGAUGUGUUCCUGUGCUGUGCCUGUUCCCUUUCUAUUGCAGGAAAAAGGCAAAAUGUAGUGGUGGUGGUGAUGGUGGUGGUGAUGAUGAUGAUAAUACAGUGAAAUGUGUGUUACUUAAAAAAAAUUACAGUUUUUAAUUAAAACAUUUUGUACAAAUUUAAAUGACAGGCAGCAAGCUGAAUCUGGUGAACUUUUUUCUUCCUGGAGGCAAAGCUUGUUUUUAAUGUGUAAAGUAAUAUGUGAUUCAGUGUGGUUUUUUUUCCCAUUUUGGGUGUUUGUUAUUUUUUAAUUAGGGGACCAAAGUUUGAUUUCUCCCUUGUUCCUGUCAGGUUCUUUGGUUGUUUUCUUUGUAAAUUAAAGCAGAUCCAUCUGCAGUAUUUUCUAUGGCACAGACAUUAUGAGGAUGAGAUAUAUAAAUAUAUAUAUUGUUUAGCACUGUAAAUAAAAAAACCUUUCAAAAAGA